This is a messenger RNA of Beta vulgaris subsp. vulgaris (sugar beet), 1327 nucleotides long. RefSeq lists its product as uncharacterized. Lineage: Eukaryota; Viridiplantae; Streptophyta; Magnoliopsida; Caryophyllales; Amaranthaceae. The transcript has 5 exons. The coding region runs from base 410 to 928 and encodes 172 amino acids. The record is from RefSeq and is a predicted model, not a curated record.
UUUACAUCAUAAUGAAAACAUUUUCCCCCAAAAUUGGGAGGAAAACGUUUUCCAUUCUCUCGACAAACAUCUUUCUCUCUCAUCUAUACUCACCUCUCCCUCUCAUCUAUACUCACUACUCACCUCUCCCUCUCAUCUACACUUUCUCUCUCAUCAAACUGGUAAAUUUCACGCCAUUUUGAAGCAGAUUCUCUCAAUACGGUUUUGUUUCGUCGAAUUUGGAAACUAUAAUGGAGUCAAACGAUGUUCAAAAGUCUCAGUUGUAGAACCGGUUGGCAGUCCUGAGAAGAGUCUGCCAAGUAGUGGAGUAAGCGUAACGCCUUGGAUACAAGUAUCAAAUAUUGCCCCAUUUUCAAGCUUGCUAACUGGUAAAGGAAGAGAAGAAGCUAAUUUUCGUUGGACAAAACCAAUGUCUAAGGAGUUAUUGGAAUUUCUUGCUGAAGAAGUGAGGAAAGGAAAGCGGCCAAAUAACACUUUCAGGACCAGCUCCUUUAUAGCUGCUGCAAAGAUGAUUUCUGAAAAGUUUCACACCGCAUGUACGGCUGACCAUGUUGAGAAUCAUAUGAGGACAGUGAGAAGUAGUUGGGGAAUUAUUUCUCAAGUGCGGGGAAGAUCCGGAUUUGGUUGGAAUGACAAUGUAAAGAUGAUAACUGCAUCUCCAACUACAUAUGAUGCUUAUAUUCAGCAAUAUCCAUCUCAUGAGAAAUAUUUGAACAAAAAAAUUGAGAUGUAUGAGGAGAUAUCGAUAGUAGCGGGCAAGGACAUUGCAAGGGGUAAUUUUUGCAAGACGUUUGCUGACAUUCAGACUUCAAGUGGACAGCCCAGUACUGUUGAAACCGAGCCUACCAAGUCAGAUAGUGCAACUUCUUCCGAGCCUAGGUCUCACAGGAAGAGGUCUCGGGUCGAAGAGGAGGAGGGUGACUUGUAACAUAUUUCUGCUCAACUCGGAGAAGUUGUCUCUGCUCUCAAAAAUUUCUCCCAAAACCAACUUGAUGUGCAGAAACUUUAUGAAGAGAUCAUGAAAAUGGAUGAUGUCGAAGAAGUCGUUCGUGUUGCUGCUUUUGAUCACUUAGUUGAGCGUGAAAUGCUUGCUAAGGCUUUCUUGACAAAGAGUGAACCUCUUCGCAAGCUGUGGCUCCAAAAUUUUGUCAAGUCUCUACGUUGAGUUUUUUUUUAUUCUACUAACUUUCUUAUUAGAAUUAUAUACAUAAUAUGUCUUUUGGGGGUUUUUUGUGAAUUAUUGUUAUGCCUAAUAGUUUUAUAUUAUCGUGUUAUGGAUUUUUCAAAUUUUGGAAACAUUGAAAAAAUAAGUGUUUGGUUUUUCUAA